CACAUGUGUGUAUUAGCGGAAUUACUCAGCUGUAGAAUGGUUAUGUAUAUCUGUCAAUUAUGGUGACCAUUUUGUACAGCGUUGUAAACAUGGACGUCACCACUGGUUUGGUGUUUAUUAUGGUCUUCUUGCUGGUGCAUAAACUAUUCAGGGUACGACAGUUACAUGUAUCAAUGCAGAAAAGUCUGCCUCCAUGUCCGUCGUUCUGGCUGCCGGUCGUCGGCCAUUUACCAUUACUGGCUCAGAGAGACUUGCUGGAAACACUGAACAUACAAAGACAGAAGCUAGGAGAUAUCUACCGCCUGGAGAUUGGGAGUACCACCGUGGUUGUUAUUAGUAGUUACCGACUCCUGUACAGUGCCUUCAUCAACAACGCCGACAUCUUCUCGGAUCGUCCACACACGGUUUUCAUGGAAUUAUGUAAAGAUAAUGGUAUAAUUCUUCUCAAUGGCCCAAAAUGGAAGAAACAAAGACAAAUGGUGCUGAAAAACUUCAGAUAUUUUUGUUCAAGAACAACAAUAUUGGAGACGAUUAUUCAUAAGCAAAUACAUCGUUUCCUUGACAACAUUGCUGCUCUUGGUGGUGGGACUGUGGACCCUACACAACUUCUAACUGACGCCAUUUCCAGCGUAGUUGGAGAGGUUAUGAUUGGCAAGGUACUGGAUACAGGCUCUAACGAAUUCAAAAACUAUGUCUCCGACCACAAUGAUGUGGUCCAUUCAACUGCGAAAGCAGUCAUUCUAGACUUCCUGCCCUUCCUUCGAUACUUCCCGCUGGAUUUGUUUCGUCAUACCAGAGUAGAGGAUCUCCACCUCAAAACUACAUUAUUUGUACAGAAAAUGAUUGACGCGAAAAGACAAUUGGGUUUGGAGAAGGGGGAAGCACCUGAUCUGAUGGAAGCGUACCUCAAAUGUCACGGCGGCGUUGAAGCGGACGAAGAACAAGUGAUCCAGACGAUUUCUGACAUGUUUGCCGCGGGACUGGAGACCACAGUAAGUACGCUGCGUUGGGCGCUGGUAUACCUCACUCAGUACCCGGAUGUCCAGGCACGUCUACAACAAGAGGUAGACCACGCUCUCCCACCAGGGACCCUCCCUUCCAUGGCUGACAAAGGGGCAAUGCCAUAUGUCGAGGCAUUCGUUAUGGAACUUCUUCGACAUGCGAAUGUUGCACCGGUCGGUCUUCUUCAUUCUGUUACAAGUGAUACAACCCUUGACGGAUACUUUAUACCGAAAGGGACAACCAUAAUACCAAACAUUGACUCUGUACUGAAAGAUCCAGACAAUUUCGAAAAUCCGCAUGAAUUUAAACCAGAACGCUUUAUAAAUGGAGAAGGGAAAGUUUUUAAACCGGAAACAUUUAUUCCAUUUUUCUUCGGGAAACGGUUAUGUGUUGGUGAGCAGAUUGCUCGGACGAACCUGAUGUUGUUUCUUACGUCAUUGGUACAAGGAUACACGGUGACACGUGAUGGCACAGACCCCGUCCGCGGAGCCUUAAAUAUCACCUACUGUCCAAGCAACUUCAAAGUCUGCUUCCACAAACGAGAACUCGCUGGCUAAUGGAGCAUAUAAACACGUGUUCCAUUCUUAUAUGGCAAAAAAUGCUGAUGUUAUGGCGUAGUCAUACAUAUUAUUCAGGUGGACCAAUGUCAUUCAUUUUACCACCGGUUUGAACGGCUAGAGAGUGGAUGGAAACGAUCACUGCUACGAUUUUCACGCAGAACAGUGAACAGGUUAUGACGAUUUCAUAAUUAUUUCUUUUGUAGUCACUUUUUGAAGUAUUAUUAAUUAAAAUUUUGUGUGCAAGCCAUCACUAAUGUGCAAAUAAAAUGGAUAGGACUUGGUGAUGUUGAUAAAGGUCAUUUCGAUGACUUCAUAUAUACGAUAGAUGGUAUAAUGAAUGACCUGUAAAUACAACCGAAGUUUAUUUCUCUUUCUAUUAAUUUUCAAAGUCUUAUUCAACCAUCCGUUACCACUGCGGUUUCAUGGAUUAGUUGAACAAAGCAAGGAAUGACUCAUGAAUGAUUGACUUUGCAACCAUUUUGGAAUCUACGAUGGAUUUGUUAGCGCACAGUUAAAUUGAUACUUCCAAAGAGGUUCCUCCACAAGAACACUGCUAAAAUUUCAGAGAUGUGCCAUUGUUUUGGAGUGAUUACUUUUCUUUAACUAAACUCGUAUUCUCUCUCUUGCUAUACUCCUUGUUUCUUCAUCUUCAUUCAUAAUUAUCAGUACUCCUAGUGCUGUAGAGUUCUUCAAGUUGGUUUCCUCAUUUGUUUCCAUAUUUAAGUAUGAUCUUCUAUCUAACCUCGACCACUAUGAAAGAUUUCCUUCUGGUACAGUUGUCUGUAUCACAAGUCUUUACUGAAUCAUAAUAGACACCUAUCCAAUCUGCUGGGUUUCACUACACAUAAUAAUACCAUGGAAACUAGCACCAACAAAAGAUUCCCAAGUGAUGAAGAGAUGCAUGGCACAAUGCACUUCCUGUACGUCUUUAUGUGAAGAAGAUGACGACAUACAUCGACUUUACCUUUCAGUCUCACCAUCUCUUACCAGACGAUUUGUAUUUAAGUUGCUUAAACAUGUAAUUGAAUUGUCAGAACAAAAAGCCAAGGGCAAGGUCACUUUCCUGGCGCCGUGAAAAAGUUUGGAUAUCGUAGUUAUGCACUCAAGCGGGUAAGUCAACAACUCGACGAAAGCAAAGUAACGAUGAGCCGCUCUGUCCCGAUGUAGACCACAUUCAUCAUUUACACAAAUUCAGCGCUUUUGCCCAACUGUAAUGCUUUAGACCAAACUCUAUAAGCCGUUAUAGACUAUUGGUGAUUUAAAUACAGGUACGGACGCCUUCACCAUAGCAUAAGCUCACCGGUCUUUUGGAUCAGGUGGAGUCGUUACGAAUUUCCGUUGGGUAAGGCCAAAGUUUGACUGGUGUGGUGGAUAUGAUGUCAUGCCAACAAUAUACGCUAGUGCGGACAAUAUACAAGAAAUCUUGAGUGGGGUCUUGGCGCCCACCAUUGAAUAAUCUUUAUUGGCUCUAUGUCACACUGAUCUUCUUUCCGGUUUUUUUUUCUGAUCAAAAAUCUAAAUUGAAUUGGUGCAACUACGGGCCCAGGGGGACAUAUGAAGUUAGGGGAAUAUCCCUCCCGUACUUUUCAGAAAUGACAAUAAUACUAAUUGUUUAUGGACGGACAGACAGGGGCCGGGGACGCAAGGAGAUUUGAACAGCCAACCAUAUGUGGGCUAAAAACUCAUUGUCUUUAUUGUUCAUUAACUUUAUUUCACAUGCUUAAUACAAAAGGGUAGGUGAGUAAAGCAAAGGGUACAUGGGUUCAAAAGUUAUAAAGUUUUUAAAUGUCAUAAAUAAUCUCCACAGUUUGAUCAAUGACUGAACCUAUCACAGAUCGCUUUCCAUACAAUCAUUUAGUCUUUGUCAAUAUCCAAUAUCACAGUUUCGUGGGUAAUGCUAUCUCCGGAUACCCACAGCUGAUUGUACACUAUGCUAGGCUACACCUGGUGAUAAGUGUAGCAUAGCGUAGUGCAAUCAACCGUGCGUAUCUGACAAUGAUGUAAUAUGAUAAUAUGAACAUGUGAAGCAUGACUUCAGCAAGGAAAGGAAGCCUACAGUACAAUACUAAAUGGUGAGGAUAUUAUGUAUCAAUAAUUUAAUCACGAUUGAUCAAUCGCUCAAGAGGAAAAAAUGUAUUACAUAGAUAAAUGUACGAGACUGAUUAUCUGCAGGAAACAUGGAAAUAAAAACAAAUGACUGAUUCAGAUGUCUGUAUGAAAUGUCUGUAUGAAACGUACAUGGAAAUCAACUUGUUCAGAUGUCUGUAUUAACUAUUUAAAUGGAAAUCAAAUGACUGGUUCAGAUAUCUGUAUAAAACAUUUACAUGUACACGGAAAUCAAAUGACUGGUUUAGAUAUCUAUGAAACAUUUACAUGGAAAUCAAAUGACUGGUUCAGAUAUCUGUAUCAAACAUUCACAUGGAAAUCAAAUGACUGGUUCAAAUAUCCGUGUGAACUAUUUACAUGGAAAUCAGCUGGUUCAGAUAUCUGUGUGAAUUAUGCAAAUGAAAAUCAAAUGACUGGUUCAAAUAUCUGUGAACUAUUUACACGGAAAUCAAAUGACUGGUUCAGAUAUCUGUAUAAAACAUUUACAUGGAAAUCAAAUGACUGGUUCAAAUAUCUGUGUGAACUAUUUAAACGGAAAUCAAAUGACUGGUUCAGAUAUCUGUAUAAAACAUUUACAUGGAAAUCAAAUGACUGGUUCAGAUAUCUGUAUAAAACAUUCACAUGGAAAUCAAAUGACUGGUUCAAAUAUCUGUGUGAACUAUUUACACGGAAAUCAAAUGACUGGUUCAGAUAUCUUAAAAGAAACCAGAACACUGAAUGGCAGGGUGCCUGACCCAACAUUCCCCUUUACCAAAGCCGUGAGGAGGAAGACUCGCCUGUCUGGAAAACAUCAGACCAACAGAACUCUUCAUACACUUCGUCUGAUUUGCUGAACAAUGACAUCAUCCACAUAUUGACUAAGUUUGAAGGAAAUCUAGUUAAAAACAAGAGGCCAAGAGGUCCUGUAUUGCUGACCUUGUUAAUUUGACCACAUAUUGACUAAGUUUAUAUAUGGUAAUGGGGUAAGAAUCUCAGCUGAUUCAAAGAUGCGACCCAGUAACACAGUCCAGUCUCAAGAUGAUUGUGGUUAAAGAAACUAAGUCCCUUGGGGGGG
This is a messenger RNA of Pecten maximus, 4722 nucleotides long. RefSeq names its product cytochrome P450 2U1-like. Bases 60 to 1559 code for a protein of 499 amino acids. Gene Ontology annotation, molecular function: iron ion binding; heme binding; oxidoreductase activity, acting on paired donors, with incorporation or reduction of molecular oxygen, reduced flavin or flavoprotein as one donor, and incorporation of one atom of oxygen. Gene Ontology annotation, cellular component: cytoplasm; intracellular membrane-bounded organelle. The transcript has 5 exons. Gene Ontology annotation, biological process: xenobiotic metabolic process. Lineage: Eukaryota; Metazoa; Mollusca; Bivalvia; Pectinida; Pectinidae. The record is from RefSeq and is a predicted model, not a curated record.